Messenger RNA from Glarea lozoyensis ATCC 20868, 1290 nucleotides. RefSeq names its product FAD/NAD(P)-binding protein. Bases 1 to 1290 code for a protein of 429 amino acids. The record is from RefSeq and is a predicted model, not a curated record. The transcript is spliced from 3 exons. NCBI's taxonomy places the organism in Eukaryota, Fungi, Ascomycota, Leotiomycetes, Helotiales, Helotiaceae. Gene Ontology annotation, molecular function: FAD binding.
AUGGAAACUCUCUCAACCGGCCCCAAGAAAAAUAUCAUCGUCAUCGGUGGCUCCCUCAGCGGCCUCAUGCACGCCAUCCUUUUCAAACGCCACGGCCACAACGUGCACAUCCUCGAAGCAGCAUCCAGCGCACGAGCCAGCCACGCGGCGGGCAUCACCGCACGCGACGACGUGCUUGAAUACAUGCGUCUUUACGAUCUCACUGAAGAGCCAUGGUACAUCAAUUCCCCAGACACGCAAUUUAUUAAUAAAUCCGGGGCGAGGAUUCGCGGGUUUAAGAAGGUUUUGUGUAUGACUAGCUGGAGCGUAUUGUAUCAUCGAUUGAGAGCGAAUUUUGAUGGUCUGGAGAGUGUAUUUGUGAAGAAUGUGCCAGGGAAAGUGGAAAAUGAGGGAAGGGCCAUUUUUGAGGGAGGAGUAAGAGUCGCGGACGUGGUAGAUGUUGGGAAGGAGGUCGAGGUUAGGGUGAGGGAUGAGCAUGGUUCCGAGGAACGGACGAUGCGUGCGGAUCUGGUGAUUGCAGCUGAUGGUUCGAACUCAUUUAUUCGACAUAAAAUGUUGCCGGAGAUUCAGACAAAGUAUUCAGGAUAUGUUGCAUUUCGAGGAUGUGUACCGCAAAACGCCGUAUCUGAGAAGACAUUAGCGACAUUCAUCGACAAACUGACGAUCUUCAAAGGAAGUAAUCCCAAGAGCUACAUCUUACUAUACAACAUCCCCGACGACGCAAAAGGAAAUCUUACCCCCGGCUCACAACUCCUCAACUACGUCUGGUACUGGAAUGUCCCCCAAUCCGAGCUCCCCAACCUCAUGACCGACAUCCACGGCCACACCCACCGAAACAUGCUUCCAAUCGGUCUUAUCCGCCCCGAAAUCUGGGACGUACAACUCGCUCACGCCCGCUCCCUUCUCCCGCCACCAUUCAUCGAAGUGAUCGAGAAAACCACCCAGCCUUUCGUCGCGCUUGUGAACGAGCAUAUGUCUACCCGCGCAUCGUUUUUCGAUAGCAAGAUGUUAUUAGUAGGUGACGCGCUGAGUUUAUUCCGGCCACAUGUAGCGUUGAGCACGAAUCAAGCUGCGAGGCAUUGUUUGGGGCUGAAGAAGGUUAUGGAUGGGGAGAUGAGUUUGCGAGCGUGGGAAGGUGAUGCGUUGAGGUAUGCGAAAGCGACGGGGUUGUUGAGUGUGGUUGUAGGGAAUUUUGGACAGAACGGGAUUGGGAAAUUGAUUUUGAGUGUAGUUAGGUAUUUGAUUUGUAUUGUUGGACAGAAAAUUUCUUGGCUUUGGAGAAAGAACUGA